Cylindrotheca closterium is the source of this 2847-nucleotide messenger RNA. The record is from the annotation of a GenBank genome assembly. Lineage: Eukaryota; Bacillariophyta; Bacillariophyceae; Bacillariales; Bacillariaceae.
AUGGAGGGCCAACAACAAGAUAGUCUGGGCAUGGGGUCCGUAAUGAGGGAAGUCCAGGAACUCGCAGAAAAGUUCAAGGACGAGGAGGAAGAGGCAUACGUUUCACCCUAUGCUCAUUUGGAAAAAGCCCAAGUGUUGCAAGAAGCUAGGAUUUUCCAUGAUCCUACGGCUGUGCGUGAGAAUCCACGCAAAUGCUGCACUGUGAUUGCCCAACUAUUGCACCUUCAAAACACUGGACAAUACAUGACUUCGACUGAAGCUACCGAAGUUUUCUUUGGUGUUACCAAACUCUUCAUGAGUGACGAUGCCUCCCUGAGACGUAUGGUUUACUUGUUCAUCAAGGAUGUAGCAGAAACCUGUGAUCCAGAUGAUGUCAUUAUUGUCACAUCUUGUUUGACCAAGGAUAUGACUUGCGAUGUCGAUCUCUACAGAGGGAAUGCAUUGCGUGUGUUGGUUCGAAUUGUAGAUGCUGCCAUGCUGGGAGCCAUUGAGCGAUACGUCAAGCAAGCUGUAGUAGAUUCCUCGGGGCAAGUCGCGAGUGCGGCCCUUGUUUCGGCAUCUCAUCUUUUUACGUCUUCUCCCGAGUGCGCAGCUGUCGUUCGACGAUGGAUCAGCGAAGUACAAGAGGCCACAUCCUCUCCCAACGAAAUGGUGCAAUUCCAUGCCAUGCAAUUGCUCUACCAAAUCAAGUCACACGAUCGUCUCGGUAUUUCCAAGUUGGUCUCUCAAUUCAGCACUCGCAAUACCCUUCGAUCUCCACUUGCAUUGGUCUUGCUGGUCCGUUAUACCGCCAAACUUCUCAAGGACGAGUAUGCCGAGGGGCGUAUCUCUGGUUCCAUCCAAGAUGGAUCUCAAGUUGCCAAACAGGGAUACCAAUUCCUGGAAGCCAGUCUUAGACACAAGUCCGAAUUGGUGGUCUACGAAGCCGCCCGGUCAAUCUGUUCUCUAGAGGGCCUGGAACCACAAGAUUUGUCUCCUGCAAUUUCUGUCUUGCAACUAUUCUUGAGCUCUCCCAAGCCUGCUACAAGAUAUGCUUCCAUGAAGACAUUGGCUGCCAUUGCCAACACCCACCCACGUGUAGUUGCCAAGUGCAACGAAGACUUGGAGGCACUCAUUGCCGACUCCAACCGUUCCAUUGCCACUUUGGCAAUUACCACCUUGCUCAAGACUGGAAGCGAAAACUCGAUCGAUCGUCUAUUGAAGCAAAUCUCUUCAUUCCUUACCGAAAUUGCCGAUGAAUUCAAGAUUACUGUCGUGCAUUCCCUCCAAAAAUUGUGCCUCACUUACCCCGCAAAGCACCGUAUCUUGGUUGGAUUCUUGUCCAACUUUUUGAGAGAAGAGGGUGGAUUUGAUUUCAAAAGGAGCAUUGUCAACUCGAUUGUUUCUUUGAUUCACGCUGUUCCCGAAACCACGGAAUCUUCCUUGUUGCACCUUUGCGAAUUCAUUGAGGAUUGUGAAUUCACUCAACUAUCCACACAGAUUUUGCAUUUGCUUGGAGAACUGGGACCCAAAACUACAGCUCCUGCUCGUUACAUUCGUUUCAUUUACAAUCGAGUCAUUUUGGAAAACUCUGCCGUCCGUGCCGCUGCUGUCACGGCUCUUUCCAAGUUUGCGGCACAGUGCCCAUCUUUGAGAACUUCUCUCAUGGUCUUGCUGAAGCGCAGUCUCAUAGAUGAAGAUGACGAAACCAGAGAUCGUGCUGCUCUUGCAGUUGCUAUUUUGGAAGAUGCCAUGGCCAAGAACCCAUACGUGCCACCACCGGAAGAUGCUGAAGCCGAGGACAUUGCGCCAGAUACUCCUGCUGUCAACGAUACGGCUGCUUACGUCUUGCUAGGGGCCAUGCCAUUGUCCUUUGAAAAGCUAGAGCGAAGCAUGACGGCAUACAUGAACACACCCGUGUCAAUGGAUUCUGCCGAUGAACUCAGCUUUGAGGUUUUGCCAAUUGUUGAGGACACUCCUGCUGAAGUGGCGGCUGCUACAUCAACGGCUACUGCCGAUCCAAUCAGUGGACUGAUGGAACCAACGAAACCCAAGGAAGUUGUGGACCCUGCCGCUGCUGUCUACGCCAUUCCCGAGUUGGCCUCUCUUGGAAGAGCCUUCCGAUCAGCGCGUCCUGUCCCGCUCACCGAAGCCGAGACCGAAUACGUUGUUUCGUGCACUAAACACAUUUUCCAAGAUCACGUGGUAUUGCAGUUUACGGUGCAGAAUACAGUAGACGAUCAAAGGCUGGAGAAUGUUACAGUCCUCAUUGACGACAGCAUGUCGGAUGUCUUUACCGCCUCGGGAGAGAUUCCAUGCAGCUCAAUCAAGUACGGAGAAAGCCAUAACUGCUUUACUAUCUUGGAGAAAAACCCCGACGCCGAUCUUGUUCCAAGUCAAUUUACAUGCGAACUCCGAUUUUCGGUGGUUCAAGUCGACCCAACCACUGGUGAAGACGAAGGAGAACCAUACGAAGACGAAUACCCAAUGGAAGACUUGGAAAUCACCACUUCGGACUUUAUGGCCAAGGUGACUGUUCCAGAUUUCAAAUCAACCUGGGAGACUCUUGGCAACACAAACGAAGUCUUGGAGAAGUUCGCCUUGCAAUUCAAGAAUAAGGGAGAUGCUGUUGCAGCUGUGAUUGACUUUUUGGGCAUGCAACCCUGUGAUGGAACUGGAUCUGUCAAGCCCAAUACUGGUGGCAAGCCACACAUGUUGCACAUGAGUGGUGUCUUUGUGUCGGGACAACAAGUCUUGGCUCGCUCCCAAAUUGCCAUGCAAGGAGAGACUGGAAAUGUCGUUCUUAAGAUUGCCGUCCGAAGUGACGACGCCAGUGUGUCACGGAUGGUGGCCGACUGCAUUAGAUAA